Messenger RNA from Frieseomelitta varia, 1795 nucleotides. Its product is annotated as caspase-3-like. The record is from RefSeq and is a predicted model, not a curated record. Gene Ontology annotation, biological process: apoptotic process; proteolysis. The transcript is spliced from 6 exons. The coding region runs from base 235 to 1194 and encodes 319 amino acids. Lineage: Eukaryota; Metazoa; Arthropoda; Insecta; Hymenoptera; Apidae. Gene Ontology annotation, cellular component: cytoplasm.
CACAUACAAUGCACUGCGUAGUGGGCGAAAUAUUCUUGCACUUAAAGAUACAUGGGUUACGUAGAGAGAUAGUAUCGAAACGGAUGAGCAUCCUAUGUUUGGAAAUUAAUUCCUGCCGUGAGUGGUCACCGUUCGUAAAACACAUCCGAUAACGAUCGACUAUUGAUAAGGAUAAAGUAACGUGAGAAUCCAUCAGUCAAAGAUCAACUGGGAAGACAACAACGUGCCUACAAAAUGUUUGUCUUAAUGUUCCAUUUGAUCAGCUUCGGUCGUGCCGUUAUGAAAUAUAUUUUGGAAAAACAUCUGGCGAUUUCUUCUCCAGGCAGCGAGCCAAAUUCGGAAGCAGAAGAGAGCGUUCUCACGAGAAAUGAUGAUGUACCCGACGCUCGAAUAAUGCGUGGUAUGUCGUAUACGAACGACAUCGUUCAUACUAUCUCAACGCAUAAAGAUCUGGAGAUUUAUCCGAUGAACCUGGAAAAGCGCGGCAAAUGCGUGAUAUUCAAUCAUAAAAUUUUUGACAAUCAGAGGACUCGAGAGGGGACCGAGUACGAUCAGAAAGCGAUCGAGUAUACCUUUAACAAUUUGGAUUUCGAAGUGACAACUCAUCCGGAUCUGAAUUACGAAGAUGUUAUGGAAGAGAUUGGAAAUCUAUCUAAAGAAAAUUACGAAGACUGUGACUGCAUCUGCAUUUUUAUAUUAACCCAUGGCACUAGCGGUGAUUAUGUGUACGCGAGGGAUUAUCGCUAUCGACUAUCCGAUAUCUGGGAGAAAUUCACCUCGGACAACUGUCGAACAUUGGCCGGUAAACCGAAGCUAUUUUUUAUACAGGCUUGCAAAGGAUAUUCAACCAUGCACGGCAUUCAUGCACAAGGAAGGUCUGCUACGGAUUUAGCCGACGCGAGUUACACAAUUCCCACUCAUGCAGACUUCCUGUACGGCUAUAGCACUGUGGAAGGUUAUUACUCGUUUCGUGCCAAAGAAGGUAGCUGCUACAUUCAGACUCUAUGCGAGGUGAUCAACGAACACUGGAGGACUACCGAUCUAUUAAAAAUGUUAACAAUGACAUCGCGAAAAGUCGGUUUCGAAUUCACGGCUACGCAUGCAAAUGUACGUAUAAGUGGGACGAAGCAAAUGCCCACCUUUAGUUCAACACUGACCAGAGAUCUAUAUUUCAUGCCAAAACAUACAUCGUAGAAUGGUAACAGUCUGUUUUUGAACGAAUGAUCUUUCAAAAAUAAUCAAAAUAGUCUUUCAACGUUAGUGUAAUUAAUGUGUACCAGAAAAGUGAUGAAAAUUUUUGCUCAGUGGAACAGAAAAGAGGAAGUUUAAACACUCACCUCUCUGCCCGUAGGGGCAGUGUUUGAACGUAUUGGCCUUGAGUGAUUAACUGAUUUUACACAGACUUUAAUCGUAGGUCGUUUCAUUGUGAUAAGCACGCACGCGUGAAUAACUUAAUUCUCUUGCCGUGACUUACGAUUCUACUAAUCACUUAAUUUUCUUUUAUUAAGCUGCCAAUUUAUGUUAACGGAAUUCAUAGUAUUAUUCGUGAUUCGACCUUCUCAUGACAAAUGAAUGGUACAGAUGGAGUUUUGCAUCCUUACAAUUAUAUUUACAUCCAUACGUGUAUAUGUUUGUAUCCUUUGAAAUGAAGUGUACUCACACAUAUGUGUCUGUACUUCUAAAAAGGAAUAAUCUCAUGUUAAUAAAUAGUAUAUUAUUUAUAUGAAAUUCUGACCAAAUUUGUAUCGUCUAUUUUAUAUAAAUGUAUUCAAUAAAAAUGCACGUUUAGAAAAAC